Messenger RNA from Esox lucius (northern pike), 6703 nucleotides. It is a transcript of the gene fer, whose product is annotated as fer (fps/fes related) tyrosine kinase. Gene Ontology annotation, biological process: cell adhesion; chemotaxis; regulation of mast cell degranulation. Gene Ontology annotation, molecular function: non-membrane spanning protein tyrosine kinase activity; ATP binding. The record is from RefSeq and is a predicted model, not a curated record. Bases 267 to 2738 code for a protein of 823 amino acids. NCBI's taxonomy places the organism in Eukaryota, Metazoa, Chordata, Actinopteri, Esociformes, Esocidae. The transcript is spliced from 19 exons.
AAUCCUAUGGUAGACCAGUACAGUCAGAGAGCCAGAGCUCGAGCGGAAACCCCUCCCGAAUCCCAACUCCGGCAGCCGAGUAAAAGAAAAGAGGAAUACCAAGCAGUCAGGAAACACGGAGAAAUAACAGAAGAGAAAAGAAACGAUUAGAAUAAAAGAAAGAUGCAGACCUGAGGGUGACCCCCCCCCCCCCCACCCGAUCCUCCCGGCUCAGCCAAAGCGUGAAACCAGACAGCGUGCCUUGAGGAAGAGGGAAGUGUGGGGCGAUGGGGUUCGGACGGGACCUGCGGAACUCUCACGACGGACUGCUGAAGCUGCAGGACUGGGAGCUCAAGCUGCUGGAGACGGUGAAGCGCUUCAUGACGCUCCGGGUGAAGAGCGACAAGGAGUACGCCUCACUCCUCCUCAACAUCAGCCAGCAGGUGGACAAGCAUGACAACCUGUCCCAGAUGGACUACAUCAGCAACGUCUCAAAGUCUUGGGCUCACAUGGUCCAACAGACAGAACAGUUGAGUAAGAUAAUGAAGAGUCACGCGGAGGAGCUGAAUUCGGGCCCUCUGCACAGGCUCACCAUGAUGAUCAAAGACAAGCAGCAGGUGAAGAAGAGCUACCAGAGCAUACACACACAGAUCGAGUCCGAGAUGAACAAGGUGACCAAAAGUGACCUAGAAAAGUUGAAGGGUACCUACCGACAGUUAACAAAAGAUGCCUACAGUGCCAAAGAAAAAUAUAGAGAAGCAAUGGUGAAAGGCAAGGAGCCAGAGAAGGCGAGGGAGCGCUACGACAAGGCCACCAUGAAGCUUCACAACCUCCACAAUCAGUACGUUCUGGCAGUGCGGAGCGCCCAGCUCCACCAGGAGCACUACCAUGACACCACGCUGCCCCUGCUGCUCGACUCCCUCCAGAGGAUGCAGGAGGAGAUGAUCGGUGCGCUGAAGGGGAUAUUGGAGGAAUACAGCGAGAUCACCAGUUUGUUGACAGAUGAGAUAGUGAAGGUCCACAAAGAAAUCCACACCUCCAUCGACCAAAUCGACCCUGCGUCAGAGUAUGAACACUUUAUUGAAGUCUACCGAUCUCCAGAGACCAAAGAACCCAAUGUAGAAUUUGACGUCACACUGUUGGAGGAAACCGAGAAUCUUCAGGCAAACGAGAUCUUAUGGAACAAUUUGACUGCAGACAGUUUACAAGCGAUGCUAAAGUCCACAUCAGAUGAGCUGGUCCUCACACAGCAAAGCCUACGUAGCAAGGAGGAUCUCAUGCAGGACCUGGAGAACAAGAUCGAGGAGUCCACCAAAACAUGUGAAAAGAAAUCUGACACUGUGCUGCUGCUCAGUCAGAAGCAGUCCCUGGAGGAGCUGAGACAGACAGUCCAGUUGCUGCGCUGCACCGAAGCCAAGCUGAGUGCCCAGAAGGACCUGCUGGACCACAAGAUGCAGGACAACGAAGGCAAGGAGCCACCCCCGGUGGUCAACUAUGAGGACGACGCCCGCUCCGUCAAUUCCAUUGACAAAGGCAAAGACAGGAUGUCAAAGUUUGACACCUUGCGUAAUUCCCUUGCCGGUAUCAUCCGUUCUCCGAAAUCAGUCCUCGGCUCAUCAUCUCAGUUCUUCGACGUCAUCCCGACCAGCGAGAAGCCUCUGGGAGACCAGGAGUGGUACCACGGAGCCAUCCCCAGGACUGAGGCCCAGGAGCUGCUCAAACAGCAGGGCGACUUCCUGGUCCGGGAGAGCCACGGAAAGCCUGGCGAGUACGUCCUGUCGGUGUUCUCAGACGGACAGCGCAGACACUUCAUCAUUCAGUUUGCUGAUAACCAGUAUCGCUUUGAAGGCACUGGCUUCCCGACAAUUCCUCAGCUAAUUGACCACCAUUACUCUACAAAGCAAGUCAUUACCAAGAAGUCUGGGGUGGUGCUUUUAAACCCAGUCAUCAAGGAUAAAAAAUGGAUACUCAAUCAUGAAGAUGUCAUUCUUGGCGAGCUUUUAGGCAAAGGAAACUUUGGUGAGGUAUUCAAAGGAACGUUGCGAGACAAAACUCCUGUGGCAGUAAAAACAUGUAAAGAGGAUCUUCCACAGGAGCUAAAGAUCAAGUUCCUUUCAGAAGCUAGGAUCCUCAAGCAAUAUGACCACGAAAACAUUGUGAAGUUGAUAGGCGUUUGCACACAACGACAGCCUAUUUACAUUGUAAUGGAGCUAGUGCCAGGAGGAGACUUUUUGUCGUUCCUACGGAAGAAAAAGGACGACCUGAAGACCAAGCAGCUGGUGAAGUUUGCUUGUGACGCUGCUGCAGGGAUGGCUUACCUCGAGCACAAAAACUGCAUCCACCGGGAUCUGGCGGCCAGAAACUGUCUGGUGGGAGAGAGCAACCUACUGAAGAUCAGCGACUUUGGGAUGUCAAGACAAGAGGAUGAUGGUAUCUACUCGUCGUCCGGCCUCAAACAGAUUCCCAUUAAGUGGACUGCUCCGGAAGCUUUGAAUUAUGGGAGAUACAGCUCAGAGAGUGAUGUGUGGAGCUAUGGCAUUCUCCUGUGGGAGACGUUCAGUCUGGGAGUGUGUCCUUACCCUGGGAUGACCAACCAGCAGGCCAGAGAGCAGGUGGAAAAAGGCUACAGAAUGUCCUGUCCACAAAAGUGCCCGGAGGAGGUCUACAAAGUCAUGCAGAAGUGCUGGGAGUACAAGCCAGAAAACCGGCCAAAGUUUGCCGAUCUUCAGAAAGAACUGGCCGCCGUCAAGAAAAAAUAGCGCCAAGGUAGGAGAAGGGGAACCAGAUAUACCAUCCAUGGGGUCACCGCCGUAGCAGCCGCCAGGAAACCCCACAGAACGUUACGGCCUUGAUGCUACUUGGGAUUGUACGUACGUUGUAUACUUUGUCACAAAAUCACUGUGUUAUUUGGAACUGUUUUGAGCCAUUAUCAAGAAGAGAGGUUUCUGCUUAGCGUAGAUCAUUGUUAAAAGAAUGACAGUAUUUUUUUUGAACUAGUUUUCUUUUUCUCUUGCUUUCUCCCAGUUCUCGCUAAACCUAUGCGAAACGUCAGGUAUUCUAAAACAAAACCGUGCAGACAUGGUGAGAUCUGGUAUACAAUACAUUAAGCUGGUCGAGCUCCAUCGCCCACAUGAGUUGUGGUAUUUUACUAAGGACACAAUAGAGGUAAAUGGAACACACAGCAUGGGGGAUAGAAAAUAAAGGUCUCAGUUGGUGCACAUUCAACAAAUCUGACCUCAACAUGAAUAUUAAUUCUAAUCUAGUAGGGUUCAUGUAUGCUAACAGGACAAAUUACUCCAGUCUGAUUUUCAUGUAUCUGGCUGCUUUCACUGCGUAGCGUUUUGAAGUGGUUCGUUUCAGGUUUAGAAGUAGUGACUGCUGGUCACUAUACUGCUGAACGUUAAUUCCCAUUAAUAUAAGCUGGUAGAAUCUAGCAUAUAUAAAUUGGUGGUAGUCUGUUGUUUCUAAAUGGAAUGCGGUUAAUCAUAGAAAACGGCAUGGACAUGCAUUAGACUUGAUAUUUAAUUUGUCUCUCAAGAUAGUUUUACAUAUAAAUAUAAACAAUAGCUUCCAUUUAGGCUUUUAAUGGGAGUUAAUGAAGGAGUGCUUCUCCAAAGCACUUGAUGGCAUUUCCAUUUUGUUUAAGUUCCACGUACCUCUUCACAGCAUAGCCAAAAUAAAAUGUCUAUGGUCCUCGGAGUUUGGUCGGUUUAGCUAACACGGUUCAUGAGAACUUGAAAGUAACUAUAUUUCUGGUGCUGUGUAACCAUACAACCUUCCAAAUGGGUAGAUGCACUCCCUAGCUAAUUAUGUCUUCUGAGACAGACUGUUUGAGAAUCGUUUUUCUCUCUUUACCAGCAGUUCCUACUGAAGGAUGAUACAAUAUAUAUUUAAUGCUAACGCUUCUUUCAAGCUUGACUAUUUGACAUUUUAGCUAGAAGUAUUUUCUCUUCUUCCUUUUGCGACAAUAUGACAAUAUGAUUUGAGAUCGGACACUCAUUUCUGUCCAAAGAUUCUUGUAGUAUUCUCUUCACUCACACCAGUCAAUCUAAGAGACCUUUUAAGUUGAACAAAAAAGAAUAAGUGCAAUUUGUUAUACCAUUUUCCUAAUGAUUCAGGCUUUAUACCAAGGGGAUUCAACUCAGGCCCACUCUUCCUUCAUUGUAGCCCUCUGUUACUGGACUUAUUUAGACCUGGGACACCAGGUGGGUCCAAAUAAUGAGAAUGUAGAACAGAAAACCAGCAGGUUUCAGCCAUCGCAGGGUAAGAGUUGAAUACCCCUGCAUUAUAAUUUAGAAAUAUUGCAAUAUGGCCAUAAUUACAAAUUGAUUUUCAAGCCCUUGGUUUUGUUUUUACACUCUAAGAAAGUGAGUAUUUGAAUUACGUUGUUAAUUAUGUUUUACUUUGAACUAUUUAAAAUAUUUUAUACAUUUUGUUUUUUCCAGAUUGCUGCCUCUUUCCAUAUUUUGUCUGUCAAAAGCUGAAUAAUUUUAUAUAAUUUUGAAAGUAAGAAUGUACCAUAACUUUAGUGUUUGACAUAAAAUGUGAAUAUAGUAUUUUUUUGCCCCCACCCCCCUCCAAAAGUCUGCUGAUACCUAUCUUUGACAGUUUUAAGGAACUCCAGUUUUUAUGUAUACAUAAUUUAGUGGUAUUUCUUGCAUUAAACUAACCAUUUUGGUGAAAAAUGCAAUUCUAUGUUCUUGAUUGACAUACCCAGUGAUGAAUAGUGUUUUUAUGGAGAAAAGAACUUUGGGCCAGGGGUUUUUAACAAGAGUUAAUCUCUGGGUCCUAACUGUUGUGAACAGUUCCUGACCAGGAAAUGUUACUGGCCUUUAUAGUGUAUUAGCUAUUACAGCCAAUUCUGUAUCCUGUCAUUUAUCUGUCUUAGAACGGCAUGUUUUUCUAUAUAGCCAAGCUCCUUUUUUGCCUUUUGUGCUGACAGUCAAGGCGUGUCUUCAAAAGCGUUUCUCUGUGAAUUAACACAUUGCAUACUUCUAUCAGUUUUUCUCCUAUCAAGUGAUGUAUUUCUUGUCUUUCAAACAUUACAAUCAAACAUUCCUCAUUCUGUAUUUUGUAAAUACUUGUAGAUGCUAUAACCUUUUUUACGUUCAUGUUUUCCAAUACUAAUUUGAUAAAAUGCUAUGUCAAGUAUGUCAUGCAAACGUAUGUCACUUUCUAUCUGUGUAUCUCGGUUGGAAGUGUUUCUUCCAAUCAUGUAUUCAAUAGCAAACUUUAUCGGUUUUGUAUCUGUAUCUGCAUGAGUUUGUACAUUUUCAGUAUAUGUAUAAAAGAUUUUUGGAAAGGUCUUUCUCCUAUCCUGUGUGUACAAUUUCUCCUGCUCACCUUUCCUGUAUCCAAUUAUCAAACUGCCAUGGCCUCAUUUGUUCUGUUUUCAAUGACAUCCUAUUGCCCAUAUAGUCCUCAAUAUGGCAAACUGGGUGUCAUUUUAGAGGUAAUCUCUGGUUUAUAAACCAGAGUUUAUUUUUCAACAAUUUCUUCUGUCAGUUUACCUACAGAUUCUUUAAUUCCAAACAUCCCAGUUAGUUUUCAUUUUGAACAAGCCAUUCAUUUGUAAUUAUAUUUUAAUAACAUUGUUUUUGUAAUAAAAAGGUGUAGAUUGAAUAGAAGGGUGCUUACAUCUUAAUUACUUAUUGAUGAGCACAAAUAAGAUAUGUUUAAACAUUUGAAAGGCAUAUACCUUUUUAGUAAUCCUUUUAUUUAUUUGAGACACUAAAAAUAGUAUCCUUAGCAUUUUUAUUUGUUUUUUUGUAUCAGUUUCUAGUAAGAUAUUUGCCAGUAUUUGUUUUUUAUAUAUAGAAUUUGUUUUAUGAUUAAACUUUUUCUUUCUCAUACAAAGUGACCAGGUUAAGAUUUCCCCAUGAGUAGUUCAGUUCUGUGCUACUGGCCAUUACAUGAGACACCGCAUUAAUACACUUGUGUUUAAUGAAAUUGUCUUUCAUCUUGUCAUUGUUUUCGAGUGAGCAACUAUUUUAGCAUCACAAUUCAAUGUGAAUGUCUUGUGCUGUAUUAUCGUUCCGAUAUCUACUCCAAGGCCAACUUUACAGCACUCCAGAGUAUCUGCAUUGUGAACUUGUUCUUUUCCUACAGUAUAUUGUUAUUUGAUUGUGUGUGUCAGACUGUAAUUUAAAGAGCUGGGAUAUUUAUUGCCACAAAAGAGACCUUAUAUCAGGGCUGCCUAAACCUGUUCCUGGAGAUCUACUGUCCUGUAGGUUUCUCUCUGACCUCACUUGUGAUGAACCUGAUUCAGCUAUUUUUAAUCAAGCUAAUUAUGAGAAUCGGGUUUGCUAAAUUAGGGUUGCAGGGUGAACCUAAAACACGGUAGCUCUGCAGGAAAAGGGUUGCGCAGCCCUGCCUUCUAUAUUUUGAUUGCACUUUCGGCCAUGUUCAAAAGAUAGUCAGAUACGAGGUACAAUUGUACUGUUGUGUUCAGCCCAGCAUACUAUCCUACAAUUAAAGACCAUAUCUAAAGGUUAACCUGGACAAUGCACUGGAUGAUUCAAACCUUUAGUCCAUUUCAUUCAGAAUAGGAAAUAACCUAGUGUUUUAUAAAAUGUGUUAAAUGCACACCUAAAGGAAUUGUAAUCCCCCUUGUUAGACAUAGCUUUCAUCACCUGAAUGUUCAAAUCCCUCAUGGCUAGUGGGUUCUGUUAUUCAUGCCUCCUGUAUAAUGUACUUGCAAUAAAAUCUUUUUUGGCUCUUUGAA